Diversispora eburnea is the source of this 1257-nucleotide messenger RNA. The record is from the annotation of a GenBank genome assembly. Lineage: Eukaryota; Fungi; Glomeromycota; Glomeromycetes; Diversisporales; Diversisporaceae.
AUGGACCAACAAGUCAGUACUGGUAUCCUUAAACUUAUGUUCGCUGCACAUGAAAACGAAAAACCAAUUCUUCAAGUAAUGAAAGUUGAUUUAACUAAUCCUCCGAAUCAAGUAGCGUUUUCAGAUGGUCGUGACUAUGUACAAGCAAUGAUUACUCUGGCAAUUAUGAAAACUUUAGGUAAAGUCAUGUCACAAAGUUCCAAUAAUUCACCACAAUCUCUCCAAAGACCUCAAGCACCUCAAGUUAGAUCUCCUCAACAACCUAACAUACGACCACCCACGUCUCAAACAAAUGAUGGUGAUGAGGGACGUGGAGAAGGAAAAUUGUUUAAUGUCACUUUAUUGGAUAAUAGUGAAGAAAUUAGAGCCACGGCAUUUAAUCAACAAGUUGACGAAUUCUUUAAUGUAUUGCAAGAGGGAAAGACAAAAAUAAAUGGUGCUAAAAAGCAGUAUUCAUCAUUGAAGAAUGAUUAUGAAAUCACUUUAGAGAGUAGAACUCAGAUUGUUCCGUGUCCAGAUAUUGAUCCUAUGAAUAUGUUAAAAUUAAUGAAACAUGAAAAAGAUAGCACUAUAGGAAUUGUCAAAAGUGCAGAUGAUUUACAAUCAAUAACAACUAAAGCUACACAGAAAAUGGCUGAAAAUUUUGAAAUGAAGGAAAAUCCUGUUGUUGUAUGUAAAAAUGUGAAAGUGGGAGAUUAUCAAGGACGUUCACUUUCAGUUUUCAGUGGCACUACAUUGUUAUAUAAUCCCAAUAUUCAUGAAGCUAAAGAAUUACAUGAAAAUCAAGAAUUUAAUCCUUUUGCUGGUAUGAGAGGAGAAUAUAAUGCAAUGCAAGAAAGGAUUGAGAAUAGAAAAACCAUCGAACAAGUUAAAUCUGAGAAUCUUGGCAGUGGUGAAAAAAAAGAAAAUAAUUAUUAUCCAGCUUGUGUCAAUGUUGGAUGUACUAAAAAAGUUUCUGAUGAAAAUAGAGAUGAUAGUUGGAAUUGUGAAAAAUGUGGUCAAACAUUUUCUCAACAAAAUUAUAGAUAUAUUGCACUAAUUAGUGUGGCUGAUUAUACCGAUUCCACAUGGUUUCAAUUUUAUGAUGCUGUUUUCGAAAAAGUUUAUUUUAAACCUUAUAUAUUCAGAUGCCGUGCCAAAAUUGUAAAUUAUAAUGAUAAUUCUAGAGUUCGAUGUACUGUGGCAAAUAUAAGUCCUGUAGAUUAUAUUGCACAAUCUAAAGAGAUGUUCCAAAAUAUAAAAAUUCUUGAUCCGUAA